Molecule: messenger RNA, 2267 nt
Organism: Prunus mume (Japanese apricot)
Lineage: Eukaryota; Viridiplantae; Streptophyta; Magnoliopsida; Rosales; Rosaceae
Source: RefSeq, a predicted model, not a curated record
UGUCAAUUUGUCAAACAAAUGGAGAUCACCACCAUGUCCCAAGCCAUGCAGCUCCAUGCCCAAAUCCUCAAAGCAGGCAACCAGCAAAACCAAAACCUCUCAAAGCUCUUCACGUUCUCUGCUCUGUCUCCGUCUGGAGACCUCUCCUACGCCCGUCUCAUUUUAGACUCAUUCCCUGCCCCAAACUCUUACUACUACAACACCAUGAUCCGAGCCUACUCUCAAAGCUCCGACCCGAUUCAAGCCCUCUGUCUCUUUCUACCCAUGCUUGAAGACCCGGCCCACCACACGCCCCGUCCCGACAAGUUCACAUACCCUUUCCUCCUCAAGUCCUGUGCCCGUUUGAGACUGACCCAUGAAGGAAAACAGCUUCAUGGGUUGAUAGUCAAGUCGGGUCUCGAGUGGGACCGGUAUAUCCAGCACUCAUUGAUACAUAUGUACUGUUUGGGUGGCGAGUCGGGUCUUGCUUAUAUGGUGUUCGACAGAAUGCCUGACAGAGAUGUGGUGUCAUGGACCUCAAUGAUUGAUGGGCUUGUUGAGGAUGGUAGGCCCAUCGAGGCAAUAAGGUUGUUUGAGCAAAUGGUGGAUGAUGGGGUGGAGGUGAAUGAUGCGACGGUCGUGUCGGUUUUGAGAGCUUGUGCAGAGACAGGGGCGUUAGGCGUUGGGAGGAGAGUGCAUGGGGUUGUUGAAAGUAGAGGGAUUGGUUUGAAGGCUAAUGUUUGUAGUGCCCUUAUUGAUAUGUACGCAAAAUGCGGGUGUAUAAAGAGUGCAAGGCAGGUUUUUGAUGACGUUGUGGACAAAGAUGUUUUUGCAUGGACGGCUAUGAUAUCGGGCCUUGCUAGCCAUGGUCAUUGUCAAGAUGCUAUUGACUUGUUCAGUAAGAUGCAAGGUUUUGGUAUUAAACCUGAUGAGAGGACAAUGACUGCAGUUUUAUCGGCGUGUAGGAAUGCAGGUCAGGUUGCAGAAGGUUAUACAUAUUUGAGAAGUAUACAAAAUGAAUAUGGAGUUAGGCCUACAAUUCAACACUAUGGAUGCAUGGUAGACCUCCUUGCUCGAGCGGGUCACUUGAAAGAGGCUGAAGAGUUCAUCAGAAAAAUGCCCAUUGAACCUGAUGUGGUUAUGUGUAGAAACUUGAUAUGGGCUUGCAAGGUCCACAAGGAUAAUGAGAGAGCAGAGCGUUUGAUAAUACAUCUUAGGCAGCUAAAGAUGGGUUCAAAUGAUAGCGGAAGUUAUGUACUUAUUGGCAAUGUGUAUGCAUCAGCGGGAAAAUGGCAUGACAAGGCAAGGGUUAGAGAAUUAAUGAAGCAAAAAGGACUAGUAAAACCACCAGGGUAUAGUAGGAUUGAGUUAGACGGAGAAAUUCAUGAAUUUGCCGUAGGAGAUUCAGGUCACCCGGAAGCAGAAACAAUAUACAGAAAAUUGGAAGAAAUAGAAGAUAAUUUGAGGAAAGAAGGGUAUGAUCCAAAGCUUUCAGAGGUUUUGCUUGAAAUUGAUGAUGAGGAGAAAGCUUUUCAAUUGAGUCACCACAGUGAGAAGCUUGCUCUUGCCUUUGGUCUAAUUAGAACAAGUCCAGGGUCUGAAAUUCGGAUUGUGAAGAACUUGCGAUCUUGUGAGAACUGCCAUGCUGUUAUGAAACUAAUUUCAAAGGUAUACCAACGAGAGAUAAUAAUGAGGGAUCGAAUACGAUUCCACCAUUUCAAGAAUGGGGAUUGCUCUUGCAGGGAUUACUGGUGAUAUUCCAGUAGGAAUACCAUUUUGAUUGGUAAUUAAUUCUUUGCAUUUCCAAAUUAUAAGUGACAUGUAUACCGACCGAGGAACCUCAUGACCACCUGUUCCUCAAUCAUCAUGGGAGAACUCAAUGGAACUGAGAGGGCAAGAAACCUGAUGGGGAGAAAAUGAAAGCAUAUGGCUGGAAAUUUGGCUGGAAAUUUGGGAUGUACAUGGUUUACUUACCUGUGUUCUCAACGAAAUUGCAUACAGGCUAUAGCAGAUGCCUAAAAAGGAAGGUCUCUGCUCCUAACACAAGGCCACAGCUAUAGCAGAUGCCAAGAAAGGAAUGUCUCCUGCUACUAACAAAAGGCCACUUUUCAGGUAAGAUUUAGCUGUCACUGCUCUUCAUUUAUGUCUUCAUACAAUUUAAUCCACCAUUGGGUGCAUUUUACUGCUAUCCAUGUAAAAUUGUAGAAAGCAUACACAUCAAACUACCAAACCAGAAUAUUUAUGAUGAAGGAAAGGUUAAGUAUAUUCACUUUUGUCAAAGAUAAGUG